AAACAUGCAUGCUUGCUAACACAGGACCAGUGUUGCUUGUUGCCUUCCUAAUUAACUGGAAGACAUCAAUCGCCCAGGUCUGACCGUCUCUCUCAAGUCAAGCCAACCCAGGACGACGGACUCAAAAGUCCAGUUAAAAGAAAAAAAAGACCCAAACCUUUCGGAGAUCCACAUACACCUUUGAUUUCAUUUUGUUGCUUGCUUCCUAUCAUCACUGACCAAACAACAAACAACUACAAGAUCCCUCUUUUCAACUGAAAAACAGACCUUCUGGUAAGCCUUCGUCUGCUUUCUUUCUGGUGGAGGGGAGGGACAUUGCAAAUCUGCAAUGGUUCUUGUUGCCUGUGAUGACGAUGAUGAACAAACCGCAGAAAAUGGCGGAGCCCCGAUGCUCAGCAACUACAACGCCCUGGCACCGGCGCUCGCCGACACCCCGCACUGGCUCAGCCAGCUCAAACUGUGGCGCCGCAAUGCCGACUACGGAAUCGCCAUCGACUGGAGCUCUGUGCGUUCGACGUGCAAGGAGUGGAUCACCAACCCAAUGAACAUCGCGCUGCUUCUGUGGCUUCUCUGCGUCGGCGUCUCCGGCGCCAUGCUCGUGCUCCUCCUCCUCGGCCUGCUCGACGGGGCAUUCCCCACGCCGGCGUCGAGGAACCACUGGAUCGAGAUCAACAACCAGGUGCUCAACGCGCUCUUCACGCUCAUGAGCCUCUACCAGCACCCCGUACUCUGCCACCACCUCUUCCUGCUCUGCCGCUGGCGCCCCGCCGACGCCUCCGAGCUCCGCGCCGCCUACUGCAAGGACGGCGCCGGCCCGCACCCCCGGGAGCGCGCCCACAUGGCCGUCGUGGUCGCGCUGCUUCACCUCACCGUCGCCUGCCAGUACGUGCUCUGCGGCCUGUACUGGGGAUACACCAAGAAGACGCGGCCGGAGCUCCUGGAGAACGGGUUUUUUGCGCUCGGCGUCGUCGCGCCGGUCGUCGCCGUCGUGUACACCGUGUGCAGCCCGCUCGGGAAAAACAACCUAUGCGACCUCGCGUGCCCCGAGGCCGGCUCGGUGACCCAACACCUCACCGAUACAGGGAACGCGGUGGUCGAGCCGGAGUGGGCCGGCGGCAUGUUCGACUGCGGCGGCGACGCGACGGCAGGGUGUCUCUCCCUCUCGUGCACCUUCUGCGUCUUCGGGUGGAACAUGGAGCGGCUCGGCUUCGGCAGCAUGUUCGUGCACACCGCCACGUUCGUGCUGCUAUGCUUCGCGCCGCUGUGGGUGCUCGGCGUGUCGGCGCUCCACAUCCACGACGUGGUCAUUGGCGACAUGGUCGGCGGCGCCGGGGCGCUGCUCUGCGUAUGCGGGCUGCUCUACGGUGGCUACUGGAGGAUCCAGAUGAGGGAGAGGUUUGGGCUUCCGGCCAGCAGGACGUGCUGCGGCUCGCCGUCGGUGACGGACUACGCUCGGUGGCUAUUCUGCUGGCCGUGUGCGCUGGCGCAGGAGGUGCGCACGGCGAGCCUCUACCACAUCGACGGCGAGACCUUCUACAAGAAGCUCCCUGUUGUUGCUGAUGAUGUUGAACAGGAGAAGAGGCAUCCAUUGUUGUUGGCGUCACACCAUGUCCAAUUCCAUGCACCACCAGAGGCAAUGAUCAUGGCGGCAUCAGACGGAUCAGGUGAUCAUGUGGUGAUUGUUCGUGAGGAGAUGGUUCCACCGGCUGUGCAGGUUGUGGUGGAGCAAGUCGUUGAAGCUGAUAAAUCUGACGAAUUCAGUGUCUUUCAUGACGAGAUGAAGGGUUCGCUUCUUGCGGUGACGGAGCAGGAGGAGGAUAGGCUGCCCAGUUUGUCUGAAGGAAGCUGGACAGUGGACAGGGUGAAGAGACUGAUAAAUGUUGUCACUUAGGUUUCCCUGCUCAUUCUUCUCUACUCCAGGGGAUUCAUUCGUUAGAGAGGCACUGCAAAUACAUACAAAAGGAUGUAGAUGCCAUAGAUAGAUCACUGAAUUCCUCUUCUUUCUCCAUUUUUUGUCGGUUCUGAUUGAGAGGAAGCUCAUUCUUUGGAAUUUGGGUGUACAUAGGCAUACAUACUGGUAUACAGGAUUCAAAGGAUUUGUGUACUUGUAAUACUUCCCCAGAUGCAAUUGCAACUUGGAAAAAGUGAAGUGAAGUGAAGUUCUAAUGCCCCUAUAUCUGCUUGUUUCAGUUUUUCAGUGUAGCUUGUGUUUCAGCAAAACUAACUUGCCAUGGUGCUACAAGCAUCUUGUGGUUUCAGUUAGAAUCCAUCUGUAAUGUUCAGUAUGACUUACUGAAGUUUCAGUUUGCAAGUACAGGGGAGAUAUGAUAUGCAAAUGGUAGUGCUUCUUUCUUGAGACAAUAAUUGCCGCUGCAGAGGACCUUUGCAAAUUUGCGACUGCAACUGCACUUACGAAAUCUAAUCAGGCCUGUUUCAGAGUUUCUGUUUCUCCACUGUAGCUUGUGUAAUUGUAAUUUGGUGAACUAAGAUAUGAGCUACUUGUUCCUCUGAUGUUGUAUAGCACCAACAAUGAAUAGCAGAACAUCGUUAUUGACCAUGUGUACAGUGAUAGUAUUUGC
Messenger RNA from Oryza brachyantha (malo sina), 2579 nucleotides. RefSeq lists its product as uncharacterized. Bases 329 to 1891 code for a protein of 520 amino acids. Lineage: Eukaryota; Viridiplantae; Streptophyta; Magnoliopsida; Poales; Poaceae. The transcript has 2 exons. Gene Ontology annotation, biological process: sesquiterpene biosynthetic process. The record is from RefSeq and is a predicted model, not a curated record. Gene Ontology annotation, molecular function: cyclase activity.